Messenger RNA from Arabidopsis thaliana (thale cress), 1657 nucleotides. It is a transcript of the gene NUDT8, whose product is annotated as nudix hydrolase homolog 8. The coding region runs from base 284 to 1480 and encodes 398 amino acids. Gene Ontology annotation, molecular function: hydrolase activity. The record is from RefSeq and is marked reviewed. The transcript has 6 exons. Lineage: Eukaryota; Viridiplantae; Streptophyta; Magnoliopsida; Brassicales; Brassicaceae.
GUAAGAUAUUAAAACUGUUCUUCGCUUUCCUUUUCUCAUUUCUCACUUAACCACUCGAUCCACUUUAAACCACACAUUAUAAGUGUGCCUCAAAAAAAUCUAACAUUACUCUCUCAACACAUCUCUCUUUCUUCUCCAUUUCCUUCUUCUCUUUCAUUCUCUUAUUUAAGAUUUAAAUCUGCUCAAAUGCUUGUAAACAAAUUUCAAGUUCUUUAAACGAUUUCCUUUUCAAGAAAAAUCCUUCUCCUUCUUCUUUUUACCACAUAGAUCUUCUUGAUCUACAAUGGAUUCUGUUUCUCUUUCUGAGGUUACUGUCAUUAAAGGAACAACACAUUUGGGUUUUAUGCACAGUUUCAGACAGCCAUUUUGUGGUGUCAAAAUAUCUCCAAAGUUCUAUUUAUCCAAAGUUGAUGGACCAAAGGCAAUAUCUUCGAGCAGCAACACAAAGAGUCAAUUUGUUUAUGGAGGAGGAAGCAUAGCUGCAACUUCAGAUUCAGGUUAUAAGAUGAAUGGAGUAAACCUAAAAAGCAGAACAUUGAUGAGUUCUGCAGUUAAAGAAAGAUCAUUACUUGAUGCUUAUGAUGAUGAGUAUGGUGGAGUAAUAGUAGAUCAUGGAAAAUUACCAUCAAACCCUUAUGCUUUCGCUUCUAUGCUUCGAGCUUCUCUAUCCGAUUGGAGAAGAAAGGGAAAGAAAGGAGUUUGGUUAAAGUUACCUGUGGAACAAUCAGAAUUAGUCCCAAUAGCUAUAAAGGAAGGUUUUGAGUAUCAUCAUGCAGAGAAAGGAUAUGUAAUGUUAACAUAUUGGAUACCAGAGGAGGAACCUAGUAUGCUUCCUGCAAAUGCUUCACAUCAAGUUGGUGUUGGAGGUUUUGUAUUAAAUCAACAUAAAGAGGUGCUUGUGGUACAAGAAAAGUAUUGUGCUCCUUCGAUUACUGGUCUAUGGAAGUUACCAACAGGGUUUAUUAAUGAAUCUGAAGAGAUUUUCUCUGGUGCUGUAAGAGAAGUCAAGGAAGAAACUGGGGUAGAUACAGAGUUCUCAGAGGUUAUAGCUUUCAGACAUGCUCACAACGUUGCAUUUGAGAAAUCUGAUCUGUUCUUCAUCUGUAUGUUGAGACCACUCUCUGAUAAGAUAAUCAUCGAUGCUCUUGAGAUCAAAGCCGCAAAGGUAAAUGUAACAAGAGUCUUUAUUAGAAUGCUCCAGUUGUACAUGCUACAAGACGGUCCUGAUUACAAUGAUUGUUGUGUUUUUCAGUGGAUGCCAUUGGCUGAAUUUGUGGAGCAACCGAUGAUAAGAGGAGACAAAAUGUUUAAAAGAGUGAUUGAAAUAUGCGAGGCGAGAUUAAGCCAUCGGUACUGCGGUCUUUCUCCUCAUCGACUUGUCUCUACUUUUGAUGGCAAACCUUCUUCUCUCUAUUACAACGUUGUUGAUGAUGAUCAUGAUCCUUCCCACUCCAAUUGUAGCACUGAGUUUUAUAGAUAGACGGGUAAAACAGAACCAAAUCAAGUGGUUCGAUUCUGUAUAUACUUAUUCUCAUGUAAUGUAUGUUGUUAUUUGAUACUCUCUCUUCAGUAUAGUAAAUAGUAAUAGAUCCUCUGCAAAAUCCAUGUAGCAUCGAACCGGUACUCUCAGUAGACUAUACAAUAAAAAGAUCUGUUC